AUUCUACAAGUUUCUUUAAAUCAAAAAUAUAUUGUCCCUCCUUUUAAAAUCUUCAAGAAGCGCCAUCUGGUUGUAUUUAGAAAUUAGCAUUAUCCAAAGUUUAAAUAGCAUGCUCAAGUUGAAAACUUUUUAUAAAUACUUUUUAAUAGAAUAAUUAAUAAUUUCACGAAGUAGGUAAUACGAAUUAUGCCGGCUGCAAUAAUGGAGUGCUCAGAUUUUAGUGAAUUUCAGGAAGCUUUGAAGGCUAUGAGAAAGCCUCAUGAUGUGAUCGUAAGUACAAUAAAUACAGUAGUUCCAACAGAUUCUUUUCAUGCAGACGAGGUUGCCGCUUGCAAGAGUCUAUAUGAAAAUUUAGAAGAAGGCAAUAUAAAAAGAGAAAAAUUCAUAAAGAACUGCAUUUCACUUACCACCACUAAGGUUAAAAACCUCAAGGAUCAACGUGAAGGCAACUCUGAUGAUAUCCAGCUUUCCAAAGUACUCAGAGCUGAACAAACUAAGUUACGUAUGCUACAAGUAGAACUUAGCGUAGAAGAUUUAAUAAAACAAAGAACUGCCAAAGUGUUCAAUGAAAGAUGCAGAAGAUUUUAUAAACCCUUAUGAUGGCAUGUCAAGAAUUGACGGCUGUUUGAAGAUUAAAGUGGAAUAGAACUCUUGUCCUUGUAGUAACUUUGUUAAUUGAUUUUUUUAAAUAUAGUUAUGCCUUAUAA
Molecule: messenger RNA, 707 nt
Organism: Leptinotarsa decemlineata (Colorado potato beetle)
Lineage: Eukaryota; Metazoa; Arthropoda; Insecta; Coleoptera; Chrysomelidae
Gene: Ccdc58
Product: Coiled-coil domain-containing 58
Cellular component (GO): mitochondrion; mitochondrial intermembrane space
Source: RefSeq, a predicted model, not a curated record